AGAUGGGAAUGGCAAAGCCAAAGGAACUGAAAUCCUUUCACCCAGCAGCUACCAGAAUCCUGUGAAUUCUCCUGGUGGGAACAAUAGGAGGAAACAACUCAUGUCCUAGCACCGCUUCCUCCAUCAGGUUAUGUGACUUGUUGGAUGCAUAUGAGCUGAAAGGGGGAAGAGUCACCAGGACAAUCGCUCCACAGCACAUGGGGUGUUUGGAGAGGGGCUAAAGCACUGGAGCUGCGCAGCAAAUACCCCCCAGCAGAGCCGUCUCUCAGGACAGAGACGCUAUGUCGAGGCUCUGGAUUAUGGUCCUUGUUCUGCUGUGGAUUCCAGUCAUGGCCAUCGCACAGCUCCCAGGCAAUGCCCAGUGCCCUGUGAACUGCUCCUGCUUCUUCUCCCAGUGGUUUGUCCGAUGCUCCAAUGCCAGCUUAUCCUCUCUUCCCCCUGGCAUCCCCAAUGCCACCGUGGAGCUUGACCUGCAGCACAACCAGUUCAGCACCCUCUCAGCAGGCUUCUUCCCAGAACUGGCUGAGAUCAGCAUCAUUUACCUCGGCAGCAGUGGCAUCCACCAGGUUGAGCCGGGGGCUUUUCAGGGGGUCAAGAAUCUGUACCAUCUCCACCUGGACAACAACCUCCUGGAGCAGGUCCCAGAGGGUGUCUUUGAGAAUUUGACAAAUCUGAUCUUCCUGCACCUGGAGCACAACCAGAUUGCUCACCUCCUGCCAGGUAUUUCUGGAUGGAUAGGCCAGGCCCCCAGUACCACUAAGAGCCAGCUAACUGAGCAACCAGCAUUACCAGCCCCACGCCUCUUCUCUAGUAAUCCCUGCCCAAGCCGUAGGUCUCCUGAAGUCCCCACACUGCUGAGAGGAUGGGGGCCAGAACUGCCACCAACGGGUCCUGCAUGUCGUGGGUUCUCUUCUCUGAAGCAGCUCAGUGUCCUGGACCUGAGUAACAACCUGCUGCUGGAGCUCUCCGACCAAGCCCUUCAUGGCCUCCCGCGGCUGCGUCAGCUCUACCUGAGUGCGAACCAUAUUACCAAUGUGUCCAGCAAAGCCCUCCCAGGCAGCCUGCGGGCCCUCAGCCUAGAUGAGAACCAGCUGACAAGUGUGCCCGCGGCCAUCCGCACCUCUCCCAUGCUCUCCACUCUACAGCUGAGUGGUAACCCCAUCCGGAAGCUGACAUCUCUCUCCUUUGGGAGGAGGCUUCGCUCCCUAAGGCAGCUGUUCCUGGAUGGCCUGGCCUUGGAGCAGAUCACCAACUUGGCUUUCACCAGGCUCCGCUGGCUGGAGCUGUUGAGCCUGAGGAAUAACAGCCUGGAGUCACUCCCGCCUCUGUCCUCCCUGAAGUCGCUCUCCACUCUGUAUCUGACUGGGAACAAGUGGCGCUGUGACUGCAACCUGAUCUGGCUCCGCACCUGGCAGAAGAAGGUGCUCCGGAAAGAACGCAGCCCCGUGGAGUGCAGCUCCCCGGAAGUGCUACAGGGCCAGCUCCUGGUGGACAUAGAGACCUCUCAAAAUAAUCUCCCACCUCUGUCUGGGAUUGGGGUGCAGGAUGGCUGGGCUGUUCCCUCCCAGAAGCCUCUGCUUGUCAGUGGGGAGGAGUUAUCCCUGCUAGUGCUUCAUCCAGGCCGAAAAGAAACAGAAGACCUGAUUCUCUCUCAUGUGCGGUUUUUUUUUUUUCACCUUGCCCAGUUACAGAAGCUGACUUGCCCACCCUUUGGGAUGGACUCCACCACCCUCAGCCCCUCUGAGAACAUGAAUACACCCAUGGCCAUUGCUCCACCCAGAGACAUACCUCUCCCAGGGGCUGCUACCACAGCUACCACCACGACCUCCACCGCCCUGAUCACCACAAAGAGGCUCCCUACCUCCACCACCCGCUCAGCUACCUCCCUUCACCAUGGGCUGGAGAGGUGGGACCCAUGCUUGGCCGACCACAUCAGCAGCGUCCACAUCAGGACAAAGGGCAACACCUCCCUGGUGGUUUCCUGGGCUUUCUCCGGUGACCAGGACCAAUUUGAGGUGCGGUACACGGCUGGCCGGGAUGAGCAGGUGCUGUGGGUGGUGGGAGGGUUGGCCGAGGUGACGCUCCAUGAUCUCCACGCAGGGACCGAGUACAGAGUCUGCGUCAUCCCCCAGAAUGAGAAUCUGCUGGAGUGCCAGGCCCCUGCCGCCCGGCAGUGCAAAGCAGAGCGCACUGCUGGCCUUCCUAGUGACACGCAGCCCUUGCACUCCCCACUCGGCCACAGCCAUUCGGCUGUAGGUUUUGGCAUCGCUGUUGCUCUCCUAGCACUCGCAGCACUGGCCCUGGCUGUCACCUACAGGCUGCGGACGCAGCCGAUCCAAUUCCAGCGCUACUAUGAUGAAGAUGGGUCACCCCUUCAUCGCAGGAGCAGCAACCAGGCCAAGAUGACCAUGGGCCCAGUUGAUGAAAGCAUGGAGGAUGAGGACCGUCACAGUUAUGGGACAGCUGCCAGCCAGCACCCAGAGGAGAAAGUAGACUGCACCGUGUCUGCCCCACCCAGUCUCACACUCACAUCCACACCCAAGGCUGUCUGCACCCCUCCUUUCAGACCACUGGGCAUUGGCCUGGCCCACACAUUUCAUUCUCACUCUGGAACAGCAUUUGAGCCUCUUCCGGACUCCAUGCCACUUCUGAUUGCAUUGGACUUGCCCUAGUCCAUGAGGUGUAGGAGGCUGUGGAAUAAUCUCCCAAGACAAGUGGUGAAGGCCUUUGUAGCACAUUCCAUUUCCAAAGCACCUAAGCAACAUUCUUCCUUCCUUCCUCCCACUCACCUGCUCUGCAUCACUAACCAUUUGACAAACAGGUAAAAUGAGGCAGAGGGUGAGUGGAUUACUCAGUGCCACAAAGCAUUUGGGUACAGCGCUCUGAAACUGUGGGGCAGACAGACAAGAUGUCAGGUUAUUUAAUCUUUACUCUCUAUUAAUCUAUAAACAAACAGGACAAAACCCUCAUUUAUCUUCCCUUUGUCUACAUGCAAAGUCCUGGUCUUUGGCUCCUGGAGAGCA
This is a messenger RNA of Gopherus flavomarginatus (Mexican gopher tortoise), 3023 nucleotides long. Its product is annotated as leucine-rich repeat-containing protein let-4-like. Gene Ontology annotation, molecular function: protein binding. The transcript is spliced from 6 exons. Gene Ontology annotation, cellular component: extracellular matrix; cell surface. The coding region runs from base 282 to 2672 and encodes 796 amino acids. The record is from RefSeq and is a predicted model, not a curated record. NCBI's taxonomy places the organism in Eukaryota, Metazoa, Chordata, Testudines, Testudinidae.